AUGUCUGGCAACUUUCCUGCUAUGUUCCUCGCCGUCGCUUUUACCUUGUUACUUUCGAUUUCCUUCCUAUAUUUCUCUCCUGAUGGUAUCAUCCUUGUGUCGACAGCCUCCAACCAGGUGGAGGUUGAGCUGAAGGAUGAGGGAGACGAGGUGAGCACCACGAUCGAGGCACAUGAUCAAUCAGUGCCAAUGCUCAUCCCAAUUAGGACGCUACCGAUGGCAUGGCGCUUGUUCACUCAUUCCGACAUGAACGAAGAUGUAGAGCCAAGUGAGCACGCCACGCACUCUGUGCAUGCCUCACACGGUGCAUUGCUCUUCAACCUCGCCGCCAUGUCCUCCGGGGUCCAGUCAACGACCUCGAACAUGCUAUUGUAG
Molecule: messenger RNA, 375 nt
Organism: Postia placenta MAD-698-R-SB12
Lineage: Eukaryota; Fungi; Basidiomycota; Agaricomycetes; Polyporales; Adustoporiaceae
Exons: 2
Coding region: 1-375 (124 amino acids)
Source: RefSeq, a predicted model, not a curated record